Argiope bruennichi is the source of this 1399-nucleotide messenger RNA. RefSeq names its product tRNA N6-adenosine threonylcarbamoyltransferase, mitochondrial-like (gene Tcs4). Gene Ontology annotation, cellular component: mitochondrion. NCBI's taxonomy places the organism in Eukaryota, Metazoa, Arthropoda, Arachnida, Araneae, Araneidae. The coding region runs from base 107 to 1357 and encodes 416 amino acids. The transcript is spliced from 8 exons. Gene Ontology annotation, biological process: tRNA threonylcarbamoyladenosine modification. The record is from RefSeq and is a predicted model, not a curated record.
UCACUUUGUGUUUGCGAUAAGGACCGGAAUAUAUUUCCUGUCAUUAACGAUCCUCAUCUAUAAACAACAUUUUGAAACAUGUGAUGCUGUGAUUGAUAUUGAGUAAAUGAUGAAAUUUACCGGUAUCCUCAAAACUUUCAAUUUUUUAAAAAAUGUUUCGUACCGACGAUAUUCUUGUGCAAGAAAAUUAGUUCUUGGAAUUGAAACUAGUUGUGAUGACACUGGUGCAGCAGUUGUGGAUGAAAAUGGAAUUAUCCUGGGCGAAGGAUUCGAAUCGCAAAUGAAAAUACAUUUAGACAAUGGCGGAGUCAUUCCUCAUAUUGCAGUUCAUUUCCAUAAAGAAAACAUAAAAUCAGUUGUUUCGUCAGCCUUAGAAAACAGCAAAAUAAAUCUCGAGGAUGUUACAGCUAUUGCUGUUACAACUAAACCUGGUUUGAAAGGAUCAUUGCUAGUUGGAGUGACAUAUGCCAAACAGUUGGCUGAGAUAUCUAAGAAACCUCUUAUUCCUGUUCAUCAUAUGGAAGCUCAUGCCUUGACAGCACGUUUGCUUCAUGACAUACAGUUUCCCUUUAUUUGCCUUCUUGCUUCUGGAGGCCAUUGUCAACUGACUUUGGUAAAAGGUGUUGAUGAAUUUCUACUUCUGGGGGAUUCUAUGCAUAAUUCUCCAGGAGAAGUGUUGGAUAAAAUAGCAAGGCGGCUGAAACUUCAGAAUCUACCUGAAUGUUAUGAAAUGAGUGGUGGCCAAGCUAUAGAUUAUAUGGCCAGAAAGGGAGAUCCCACAGCUUUCAACUUCCCCCUUUCCAUGACUCAGUACAGAGACUGCAAUUUUUCAUUCUCUGGAUUUGUUUCCUAUUCAAUGACCACCAUAGCAAGAGAAGAAGAAAAAUAUGAUGUAGCUGCUGAUGGGGUGAUUCCAUCAGUUCAUGAUUUCUGUGCCUCCCUCUUACAGGGUUAUGCUGUGCAUUUCAGCCAUCGAAUCCUUCGAGCAUUUGCAUUUUGUGAGCAAGAGAAUCUCAUAGCUAGUCAUCAGAGGAGUUUGGUGUUUUCUGGCGGUGUGGCCUGUAAUGCAUAUAUUAGGACUGCAUUGGAGCAUUUGUGUACUUCCACCUUGAAUGCAAAAUUCUUUGUACCAUCUCCUAAAUUGUGCACAGAUAAUGGCAUUAUGAUUGCAUGGAAUGGUAUGGAGAAGUUGAAAGCCAAUAUUGACAUCCUACUUUACACAGAAAAUCUUGUUCCGGAUCCUGAUUGUCCUCUUGGGGUCGACAUGAGAAGCUCUGUGAGAAAAGCGUCUAUAAAAAUGAAAAGUCCAAGACUGGAAAUGAAAGUCAAAGAAGAUUUGAUGCGAAGUAGUUCGUGAAUGAGUUAUAGUGUACAGUAAUAAAUUAAAUAUUUUAUUUCA